Messenger RNA from Nerophis lumbriciformis (worm pipefish), 3582 nucleotides. Lineage: Eukaryota; Metazoa; Chordata; Actinopteri; Syngnathiformes; Syngnathidae. The record is from RefSeq and is a predicted model, not a curated record.
GGACUGGACAGAAAGGGUCCAAUUUCAAGUCACACGGCUCGAAACAUACACGUUUUGGAGGAAGGUGGUCGUCAGAAUGUCAGAGUGCCUUUGAAACCUUGAUUGAGCACCUAACUACUGCACCUGUUCUGGGGUUUGCAGACCCGAAGAAGCCAUACAUAUUACAUACAGAUGCUAGUGCCAUAGGUCUCGGUGCAGCUCUUUAUCAAGAGCAAGAUGGUCAUUUGAGAGCCAUCGCGUAUGCUAGUCGUGGGUUAUCCACAAGUGAGUCGCGAUAUCCUGCUCAUAAACUCGAAUUUCUAGCAUUGAAAUGGAGCAUUACAGCCAAAUUUCAUGAUUAUCUGUAUGGUGCUAAUUUUGUUGUGGUUACAGACAACAACCCAUUGACAUACAUCCUGACAUCUGCUAAACUUGAUGCUGCCAGUCACCGUUGGCUUGCUGCACUUUCAACAUACACUUUCACGCUUCAGUAUCGGACUGGCAAGCAAAACCUUGACGCUGAUGCACUGUCACGCCGUUCCCAUGAUUCCUCUCUUGAUACUUCCUCUGAUAUAGAUCUCGUCCGUCAGUUCACCGAUGGGCACAGCAGUGAACCAGGAUAUGAAAUUUCCCCAGAAGUCGUCGCGGCCAUUUGCCAAAGUCGUCUUGUGAAAAACUGCAAAUCAACCAGUUCUACCGAUUACCCUCCCAUCACACUGGUUGAGUCCAUGACCACCUCUGCCAAAGCCAUCCCUGAGAGUUAUCUGGACGAAAAUCAGCAUGGGUUGCUGGUUGUGCCAGCCUUGUCUAUUGAGGAAAUCAGGGAGAAACAGAGAUCUGAUCAAUCCAUCCGAGAGGUCAUUCACCAGUUGGAAGCGGGAGAGCAUGUACCCCCAACAGUGAGACACGAGCUUCCCGAAUUGGCCUUGCUUCUUCGAGAAUUGAACCGCCUGCAAUUGGUGGAUGGUGUCCUCUACAGAAGAAGGAAAGAUGGAGAUGAAGAACUUUUCCAGCUCAUUUUACCUGAAGAGUUGAGGGCUUUGGUUAUGAAAAGUCUUCAUAAUGACAUGGGACACCUAGGUGUUGAGCGAACACUAGACCUCGUACGUUCUAGAUUUUUUUGGCCACAUAUGUCAGUAGAUGUUGCAACCAAAAUCAGAACUUGCGACCGGUGUGUCCGACGAAAAUCCCCACCAGAGAGAGCCGCACCCUUGGUUAAUAUCACCACCACUCGGCCACUUGAGUUGGUGUGUAUGGAUUUUCUAUCUCUAGAACCUGACCAAAGUAACACCAAAGACAUACUUGUUCUUACAGAUCACUUUACUAAGUUUGCUGUGGCUCUACCUACCCCUAAUCAAAAAGCACAUACCGUUGCACGUUACUUAUGGGACCACUUCAUAGUUUACUACGGCAUACCCGAGAAACUUCAUACUGAUCAGGGACCAGACUUUGAGUCUAAGCUCAUAAAAGAACUCUGUGAGAUUGCUGGUAUUAAGAAGACAAGAACUACUCCAUAUCAUCCACGAGGGAACCCGGUAGAGCGCUUUAACCGAACUCUAUUAAGUAUGCUUGGAACCUUGGAGCCCAAGCAGAAGAAGCGAUGGAAAGAAUAUGUGAAACCACUUUGCCAUGCGUACAAUUGUACCAAGAAUGAUGUAACUGGCUAUACACCCUAUGAAUUAAUGUUCGGUCGCUCACCCCGCCUUCCAGUCGAUCUUGCUUUUAGUCUUCCAGUCCGAGGAAAGCAGUCAAAGUCACAUUCCCAGUAUGUUGAGCAUUUAUGUUCCCGGCUCGAGCAAAGUUUCAAGCUUGCUGCUAGAUAUGCGCAGAAAUCUGCAGAACACAAUAAAAGAAGAUUUGAUAAACGAGUUACCCCAUCUAGUUUGGACGUUGGUGGUCGUGUUUUAGUUCGCAAUGUGAAACUGCGAGGAAAGCACAAACUUGAGGAUAAGUGGGAGCGUGAGGUAUAUGUCGUUCUCAGCCGUGCUGGUGACCUUCCAGUAUAUACAGUGAGACUAGAAAGGGAUGACAAGGCUCCAACUCGAACUCUUCACCGUGAUCUUCUCUUGCCCUGUGAGUCUCUUCCGAGUGAUACUUUCCAAAAGUCUCCUGAGGCAACGCCUCCUCGCAGGCCAGUGACCCGAAGCCAGCAGCAAGAGACACCACUUAGUGAGAAUCAUGACAAUUCUGAAGAUGAAGAUGAUUGCCAAUUACCUCUAUUUGCAAACCUUUCACCUGGAACCUUAACUGUUGAAAAAAACAUCCUACCAUCACUUGACAAUGCGCCAGAGUGUAUACUUACUGAACCUGUGAAACCUUACUUACCUGAUCUAGGGAAGUCCUCUGCCAAUCCAGCCACAUCGCCGCCUCCAUCUGUGGGAGAAGAUCAUCAACACUUACCUGCAUCCAAUGAGCCUGUUAUCUUUUCAGUUGAAGAACCUGAAAUUGGAGAACAAGAUAAAAUGGAUGGAGAAACGGAGAAGAGUGGCCAAGCAGAGACCUCCCCAGAGUCUACCAACCCUGCCCUUACCCAAUCGGUUGUGUUUGACUCUGAGGUUCUUAAUGCGCCUGAUGUUGAACCUGAUGCUAUUCGUCGUUCUUCAAGACAGCGACAACCCCCUAAGCGAUUUGGUUAUUCCACGUUGGGUAAUCCUUUUAUUUCGGUUGUUCAGACGCUUUUCCAUAGUCUAGGAGAUGCCUAUGGUGAAAUACUUGGUACCACCCCUGCAGGGAACUCUAGCUUAGAACUACCCGUUCACAUUAUAUAGUAUGCACACGGAGGUGCACUAUCUUAAGGGGGGAGGGUGUAACGCAGGUGCCAAAUGUAUACCUUUUUGUAUUUGACUGGUAUGCUCUUGCUUACUAGUUACUCUUUGAGCGCUGUGCGUGCUUCCUGGUCACGUGACUGCCGCGGUCCAAUUAGCUGGGCUUAUAAGCCGGUAGCAGGAAGUUGCCAGCUGACAGAUCGAUUGUUUGCUCGAGGUAGGUUUUUAAUCCUCGUUUUUACCUGGAAUAUUGUGCUAACUAAGUAUAAACUAAAAUGCCUAAUUUGUAACUUUAUAGAGCCGACUACCAGCGCCGGAGUUUUUUUUCUCUCUCUCAUUAAGCUGUUGGCCAGGCUUUUCUUGUUUUGAUGGCGAGCUAAAGAAAGGAGCAUCUAGUCCAAGGAGUAUUCUUGGAGGAUUCCAGCCAGAAACCCCACCACCUGUUCGGUUUGGGCGGGUAGGAGGCUCUCGAGCCGACCCUUUACGUUUUUUUUCCAUCUUUAACCUGCAGUACACGAGCUGUACUGACAUCCUUUUUUUUCUAAGAACUCUAAGUCUGAACUGAGAUUUAUUCAGAUCCAGAAAUAUUAAUUAAUGACAUUUGAAUUGUAUGUAUGUAUAUAGUCACUGUUGUCCCGAUUUAUUUCAUGUUGAAUGGCCAUUCAACUUAUUGUGUGUAUAUAUCUGCUGUCCCUCACAAAUUGUUUAAAUACACGGUGUCAACCAAACUACAGUUUAAGCUCUGCCUUCUCUCUCCAAGUCGAAACCCUAGACUUCUGUUCUGAGCCCAUAAAACCCCGUAUAUACAGUAUUGCAUUACAUUUGUAGUACAUAUAGG